Molecule: messenger RNA, 1621 nt
Organism: Triticum dicoccoides
Lineage: Eukaryota; Viridiplantae; Streptophyta; Magnoliopsida; Poales; Poaceae
Exons: 2
Coding region: 1-1305 (434 amino acids)
Source: RefSeq, a predicted model, not a curated record
AUGCCGUCGUUCCAAGGCUGGAUAGAUCUGCCGCCGGAGCUCCUCUGUCGCGUCGCCGAUGGCCUCGACGACCUCAGGUUCUACACCAGCGUGCGCGGCACCUGCACGGCGUGGCGUGGCGCGCUCGCGCCGCCUGCACCAUCGCUGCUCGUCCUCCUCCGCGACGACGCCACCAGACGUCGGCACGCCGCCAUCGUCUCGCUCCCCGCGCACCGCUCCUUCGGCCUCCAGGCAAUCCCCUCAGGCUCGAGCUACCUCGGUUGCGGAGGCGGGUGGCUUGCCCUCUCCGUCUGCCUCUACGACGGCCAAAGCCUGCUCACCCUCUUCCACCCAGUCACCGCCGUCGAGAUCCUCCUACCGCCGCUCAUCUACGACACCCGCUUGCUCUCCAAGAUCGUUUUCGCGCCUGACCCCGCUAGGGAAGACUUCAUCGCGGCCACCAUCUGCGACAUCGACAGGCUCGCCUACGUCACCGCGGGGGCUAGGAGGUGGGCCGUCCUUGACCGCGUCCGUCUUGCCACCGGAGACCAGCUCGUCGAUGUCAUCUACCAUCAAAUUGGUCAAAAUGGUAUGGUUUACUGCCUCACUCGAUUUGGGAAUGUUUAUGUGCUCCGCCUACCAGAACGUCGCCGCCGAGAACCCGUCAUCAUCGAGGACCAGACAUCAGCAGAGGAUCUUGUAACGCAUAACAGGCGCAUCAUUCAAAUGCACAAUGCCGGAUCGGACCUGAAUGCGCCGGCUAGCGUGCAACCACUACUCUUUUCUUCGGUGAGCAGUUUCACCCCACUGUACGUAGCUGUUUCGGAUUUCACGAGUGCCAAGAACCUGGUGUUCUGCAAUGGCAACCUAUACCAGAUCCGGAGGAAUGCUAGUUGUACCGUCACUUUGCAUCUGGCGGGAGGCAGUCAUCGCCGUAUAGAGGAGGAUGAAAUAUUUGUUCUCAAGUAUAAUCCCCGACGCAGGCCUUGCUGGGACGCGGUGGCUGACUUGGGGGGAUACUCAGUGUUUGUUGGGAGGAGCAAUGCGGUGUCAAUGCAUGCUGAAGGUGUUCCAGGGCUCAAGGGUAACUGUGUCUACUGGAUAGGUGGGAGAGGUAGGGAUCAAGGCAUGGUCUUUGACAUGGGGACCGGGAAAUCUACACCUUGCCUUCCCCCUACGGCUGGUGUCGUUCCAGGGCCUCUACAGUGUACAAUCUGCUGGUACUUUCCGAGGAAGGUAGUGAAUAACUGCAAUACAAAUGAAUUAGGUGUUUAUGGGACCCGAGCAAGGGUUCGGGCUCAACGUGCACAAGACAUGUCACAAUGAUGUGUCGCCAAGAUAGCUUGGUGACAUAGUGAGCACCACCAGCCUGGAAGUGAUGUUUAUCAUGCAUGACAAGAAAUCUUGCAGAGUGUAAUUGCUUGUUGUGUCCAAGCCUGGUGAUAAGUGAGGAGGACAAAGACAAACCACUUUUCAACCCAAUAGAACUGAUGGAAGGAUUACAUUUGCAGCCAAUGGUACAAACAAUUUUUGAAGCUUCAUUAGCAGCCAAUGAAAGGGAAAAGGAUGGUGAGAAGUUUGAGAAGAACAAAAGAUUUGUGUGUAUUUGUGUCUGAGAUGAUCAAUGUCUUGAGAAGAAUAC